Penicillium angulare is the source of this 3132-nucleotide messenger RNA. RefSeq names its product putative cytoskeleton assembly control protein Sla2. Gene Ontology annotation, molecular function: phosphatidylinositol-3,4-bisphosphate binding; clathrin-cargo adaptor activity; phosphatidylinositol-3,5-bisphosphate binding. Gene Ontology annotation, cellular component: actin cortical patch; clathrin-coated vesicle. The record is from RefSeq and is a predicted model, not a curated record. Bases 1 to 3132 code for a protein of 1043 amino acids. Lineage: Eukaryota; Fungi; Ascomycota; Eurotiomycetes; Eurotiales; Aspergillaceae. Gene Ontology annotation, biological process: endocytosis; actin filament organization; clathrin coat assembly. The transcript has 12 exons.
AUGAGUCGGACGGAGGCCGAUUUGGCCAUAAACAUCCGCAAGGCUACUAGCAUUGAGGAAACCGCCCCUAAACGAAAACACGUGCGGAGUUGUAUUGUCUACACAUGGGAUCAUAAGUCUUCAGCAGCCUUUUGGGCGGGUAUGAAAGUCCAGCCCGUCCUCGCUGAUGAGGUUCAGACGUUCAAGGCUCUCUUCACCAUUCACAAGGUUCUUCAAGAAGGCCACCCCAUUGUGGUACGAGAGGCUCAACAGCACUCCACUUGGAUAGAUAGUCUGAUGCGAGGAGUUGGGGGCGAUGGUAUCAGAGGAUAUGCUCCACUGAUCCGAGAAUAUGUCUACUUCCUCGAGUCUAAGUUGUCCUUCCACCGGAACCACCCCGAAUUCAAUGGAUUGUUCGAGUACGAGGAGUAUAUCAGCUUGAAGACAAUCAAUGACCCGAAUGAAGGUUAUGAGACGAUUUCCGACCUUAUGGCUUUGCAGGACCAAAUCGAUGCUUUUCAGAAAUUGAUCUUUUCGCAUUUUCAGUCUGGUACUAAUAACGAGUGCCGUAUCUCCGCGCUUGUGCCGCUCGUGCAAGAAAGUUAUGGUAUCUACAAAUUCAUCACCAGCAUGCUGAGAGCCAUGCACACAACAACCGGUGAUGAUGAUGCCCUCGAACCACUUCGUGGCCGCUACGAUGCUCAGCACUAUCGUUUGGUUCGGUUCUACUAUGAAUGUUCCAAUUUGCGAUACCUGACCAGUUUAAUUACUAUUCCCAAAUUACCGCAAGACCCGCCAAGUCUCCUAGGAGACGAUGAAGAACGCCCAGCUCUGCCUCGCCGACCGGCCAGAGAGGUUGAAGCUCAGCCGUCGCCGCCUCCUAAGGUUACUGCCGCCGAGCCAGAGCCCAUCAACGAUUUCUGGACUACUGAGGCCAAACGCCAGCAAGAAGAGUAUGAAGCUGAACAAGCACGUCUUCAGCAACAAUGGGAGGAGCAGCAAAGGCAACAGAUGCAUGCUCAACAGAAAGCUCAACAGGACUUCGAGGAGCAGCAGCGUUUGCAGGCAGAACAGCAGCGACUCGCACAUGAGCAGCUGCUUAAAGAUCAAUACUCAACGCAUACCCAGGGUCGACUGGCAGAGCUGGAACAAGAAAACCUGAAUGCUCGUGCUCAGUAUGAGCGGGAUCAACUGAUGUUGCAGCAGUACGAUCGCCGUGUUAAGGAUUUGGAGGAGCAAAUGAACCAAUUAAACUCAAACCUUAACAUGCAGAGUGCCUCAAAGGAUGAGCAGAUCCGCUCGUUACAGGAGCAGGUGAACACGUGGCGAUCGAAGUAUGAGGCCUUGGCCAAACUUUACUCGCAGUUGCGCCAGGAGCAUUUGGACCUACUGCAAACGACUAAGAGUCUUAAACUCAAAGCAGCUUCAGCGCAAGAGGCUAUUGACCGCCGCGAGAAGCUGGAGCGUGAGCUCAAGACCAAAAACCUUGAACUGGCUGAUAUGAUACGUGAACGUGACCGAGCUAUGCAUGAUCGGGAUCGUCUCACUGGUACAAACAAAGAUGAACUGGAGAAGAUCAAGCGUGAGCUUCGGAUGGCACUUGAUCGUGCCGAAAAUGCGGAGCGUUCCAAAGGCACAGAGAUUUCUACCAUGUUAUCCAAAUAUAACCGUGAAAUGGCCGAUCUCGAAGAGGCUCUCAGACAUAAAAAUCGGGCUCUUGAUGAGCUUUCCAAUAACAAAUCGGAGUGGGAUGGAGACCAUGCACUCACUUUGCGUGAGAAAGAUGAAGAGAUUGAGGUGUACAAAUCUGGCAUGGAACAGGCUCUCAUGGAGUUGGAAGAGUUGAAGUUGAAUCAAGGUGACACCGACCACGCAUUGGAUAGCCAAAUUGACACGGUGCUCCAUGGUACCGUGGCCAAGAUCAACGACAUCAUUGAUUCUGUCCUACAAGCUGGUGUUCAACGUGUAGAUGAUUCACUGUAUGAGCUUGACUCUUCUAUGCAAGCCGGUAACCAGAACGCAUCGCCUGCCUAUGUCUUGUCUCAAAUUGAGAAGGCUUCAGCUUCAGCCACCGAGUUCUCGACAGCCUUCAACAAUUUUAUCGCAGAUGGCCCGAACAGCCCGCAUGCUGAGAUCAUUCGCACGGUGUCCGUAUUCUCGGGCUCUAUUGCAGACACACUCAGCAAUACAAAGGGUCUAUCUCGCUUCGCCAAUGACGACAAGAGCUCCGACCAACUGUUCAAUGCGGCCCGUAAAUCGGCCCAGGCUACUGUGCGGUUUUUCCGUGGCCUCCAAUCCUUCCGUCUUGAAGGCAUGGAGCCGUUACAAAAGACCGAUGUUGUCAUCAAUAACAACUUGGAAGUGCAGCGAGACCUUCAGUCUCUUUCCAAGAUGGUAGAGUCAUUCACCCCCAAGAGUAGCAAAAUCACCACCAACGGCGACUUGGGCGAUUUGGUGGACCAGGAGCUAAACCGGGCUGCUGAUGCGAUUGAAGCAGCUGCCCAGCGCCUGGCUAAGCUCAAGAACAAACCUCGUGAUGGGUUCUCGACAUAUGAGUUGCGAAUUAAUGACGCGAUCUUGGCAGCCGCCAUUGCUGUGACCAAUGCAAUUGCGGAGCUGAUCAAGGCUGCGACUGAGACUCAGCAGGAAAUUGUGCGGGAAGGCCGAGGUAGUUCAUCUCGUACAGCUUUCUACAAGAAAAACAAUCGCUGGACCGAAGGUUUGAUCUCUGCUGCUAAGGCGGUUGCUGCUUCGACCAAUACCUUGAUUGAAACUGCCGACGGUGUAAUUUCAGGCCGUAACUCACCUGAGCAGUUGAUUGUUGCCUCCAACGAUGUUGCUGCCAGUACCGCACAGCUGGUGGCUGCUAGUCGAGUUAAGGCUACCUUCAUGAGUAAAACCCAAGAUCGUCUCGAGACUGCCAGCAAAGCUGUUGGUGCUGCAUGCCGUGCCCUGGUGCGCCAGGUUCAGGAUAUCAUCAAGGAGAAGCACCGCGACGACCACGAUGCUGAGGAUUACACGACACUGAGCUCGCAUGAGUUCAAGGUGCGCGAGAUGGAGCAACAAGUCGAAAUUCUUCAACUGGAGAACAAUCUGGCUCGUGCACGCACUCGCCUGGGCGAAAUGCGCAAGAUUUCUUAUCAAGAGGAAUAA